Molecule: messenger RNA, 3008 nt
Organism: Cyclopterus lumpus (lumpfish)
Lineage: Eukaryota; Metazoa; Chordata; Actinopteri; Perciformes; Cyclopteridae
Gene: klhl32
Product: kelch-like family member 32
Exons: 11
Coding region: 1146-3008 (620 amino acids)
Molecular function (GO): protein binding
Source: RefSeq, a predicted model, not a curated record
GAAGCGGUGUGAGCGCUCAACAGAUGUUGUUUUGUCGCACACGUCGUGGCGUUAAAACGCUCUGUUGGAAAACAUUGACUGUGAAACGCGAAGUUAUCCGUUACUGCUCAAUCGAUGAAAAACAGGGCACGUGAAUACGCCAAUAGCACCGGAGAAGAUGGGGUUUUGACGGGAGCACCUGAACGUUGCACGGGAGCAGAUGGGCAUAGGAAGGAUAUGGGACACAAUGAGGCCAAAUGUCAGAGAUACAAACCGCAAGGAAUGUCCAAAAUUUAAAUUUGUGAAAGUGAAAUGUAACUGUUAUUCAACGUGUGUUUCUUGUUUUUUCUCAAAAUCCAUAUCAAUAGUUUCAUAUCAAUAGCUUGAUGAGGAUUAGUGGAUGAGGAUGCUGCAGUUUUGCUAAAUACCGCAAUACACGUUCAGAAAAUAAUACAGAUAAUGAAGAAAUAUAAACACACAAUGUGAUACAUACAAUGCAAUUAUAAAUAGGAUUAUACAUUAUACAGAUAACUUCUCACAGAUGUAAUGUGAAAUAUCCAGGAUUUCAUAGAUAUUUAAAAAAGAAAGUGCAUGGAGAUAACAAUACGACUCCAAUGCAUAAUGAUAUGAUUGUUCCCUUAUAAAACGAUGUCACAGUAAUUAGUGGGGCAGCCACUAAUUACAGUGACAUCAAUGAGACUGUUCCUCAUUUACUGUAGGAGAUCCUACGAGGACCCCUGGUGGCUCCUGCAGGCGCAAAUCGGACUGCAAACACACCGGCGUUCACUCAAUUAACCACGCGGGGGCGCUGUAUCCCCCACCCCCCUCUAUGCCCACAUUCAUGUGACCGCCGCGUAGAGGCGGGGUUACAAUGUAACAAUUUAGGUGCUACAGUGUAACCAAUAAAGUGUCCGCGAUAACCGAGCGCCUCUGCUCGCCGCUGCGCCCUUCUCUCCCCUCGCCCUGGAUGUAAAAGAGAUCACCAACAACCUCGGACACUAGAGGACAAUUGCCACGGAGGCGCCGCCAGAGGGGGACGGGACUGGAUCAUAACACAUUCAUGUGAGUCUGAUGUAUGUUCCCAGUGAGGAGACUGCAGUCCCCAGGAGCCACAUAGCGCCUCUCCUCCACCUCCACCACCGCCUCCUCUUCCGUUGUCCGGUGACAUGCCUUCUGAACCCAGCCUCAGUAGGGAGAUGCUGACAGGACAGCGGCUCUGUCAGUCAAAGUCCCACCAGGACUUGGUCCUCGCUGCCCUCAACCAGCAGAGGAAGGACGGCUUGCUGUGCGACGUCACCCUGGUGGCCAGCGAGCAGAAGUUCCACGCCCACAAAGCGGUCCUUGCGGCGUGCAGCGAUUACUUCAGGGCUAUGUUCAGCUUGUGCAUGCUGGAGAGUGAGGCAGACGAGGUGACUCUGCAAGGCGUGACCGGCGUUGGACUGAAGCACGCUUUGGACUUCGCCUACACGGGGCAGAUCCUGCUGGAGCCAGCGGUGAUCCAGGACGUCCUGUCUGCAGGCAGCCACCUUCAGCUGCUGGAGCUCCUCAGUCUCUGCUCCCACUACCUCAUCCAGGAACUGAGCAGCGUGAACUACCUGGAGCUGUACCGCGUGGCCGACCUGUUCCACCUCCCCGCCCUGGAGGAGGCCGUGGUGGGCUUCCUGGUGGAGCACCUGUCUGAGCUGAGCCAGAGCCGGCAGGACGAGGCCCUGCAGCUGCCCUACCGCCUCCUCAGGGAGGUGCUGAAGAGCGACCGCCUCACCUCACUGAGCGAGGAGGAGAUAUGGAAGCUGGUCGUUCUGUGGCUGGACCACGACUGCCGCCACCAGUACGCCGAUGACCUGCUCCAACACGUUCGCUACGGCCUGAUGGACGUCCCCACGCUGCACCACCUCGCCCGCAGCCACUCUCUGGUCCAGUCCAGCCCGACUGCCGCCGCCCUCGUGGAGGAGGCCCUGGACUACCAUCACGGCACCUUCGUCCAGCCCCUUCGCCAGUCGGCCCGCACCAGGCCUCGCUUCCAGUCCCUCACCCUCUACAUAGCCGGCGGGCGGAAGCGGGAGGUGAGCAGGGUGAGGGAGCUGCGGUACUUCAACCCGGCCGCGCAGGACGUGCACGUGCGCGUCGCCGGCGGGUCGAACUGGAGCGAGCUGGCUCCAAUGCCCACGGGUCGCAGCCACCACUGCGUGGCCGUGAUGGGGAACUUCCUGUUUGUCGUGGGCGGGGAGGUGGAGCACGCCACGGGGAGGACAUGUGCCGUGAGGACCGCUUGUCGAUACGACUCCAGGGGGAACUGCUGGACCGAGAUUGCCCCCAUGAAGGCCUGCAGAGAACACUUUGUCCUGGGGGUGCUGGGCCAGUACCUGUACGCAGUGGGGGGCAGGAACGAGCUGAGGCAGGUGCUGCCCUCUGUGGAGCGCUACUGCCCCAAGAGGAACAAAUGGAUGUUUGUGCAACCCUUCGACCGCUCGCUGUCCUGCCACGCCGGCUGUGUGGCCGAAAGCCUGCUCUGGGUCUCAGGUGGGGUGACGAACACAGCUCAAUACCAGAACCGACUGAUGGUGUACGAUCCAGAACAGGACCAGUGGCUGGCCCGCAGUCCCAUGUUGCAGAGGCGAGUUUACCACGUCAUGGCGGCGGUGAGGAGGCAGCUCUACGUGCUGGGCGGCAACGACCUGGACUACAACAACGACCGCAUCCUGGUCCGCCACAUCGACUCCUACAACAUGGACCUGGACCAGUGGACGCGCUGCUCCUUCAGCCUCCUCACGGGUCAAAAUGAGUCCGGAGUAGCCGUCCACGAUGACAGGAUCUACGUGGUUGGAGGAUACUCCAUUUGGACCAACGAGCCUCUGGCAUGCAUUCAGGUGCUGGAUCUGAGCACAGAGGGGAAGGAGGAGGUUUUCUACGGGCCAACACUGCCAUUCGCCUCCAACGGGAUAGCGGCUUGCUUCCUCCCGGCUCCUUACUUCACCUGUCCGAACCUACAGACUCUACAAGUACCCCAUCACAGGAUAGGUGCUGUCUAA